ACUACAACCACCGCCACCAACACCAUUACUACUACUAGCACUACUACUGCCACUACCACUACCACUACUACUACUACCAUCACCACUACUACUACUACUACUACCACCACUACUACUACUACUACAAUCCCCACUGCCACUACUAUCAAUGCCAAUGGUUUCAGAGAAAACACCUGUAUUUCCUUUACCUCUGACAGUGAUCCAGCGUCAGGAGUUCAAUCCCAGCUCUUGUUCAUUCUUCAUUAUCUCAUUAUGGGCCUCAGAUUAGCCCUCAAGAAGCUUUGGCUUCUCCGUAACAUCUUAAUCGUGGUGCUCGUCCCAUUGUUGCUCUCCCCUAUACCAACCCUUGUGGGCUCAAAGGAAGCUAAAUGUGCCUACUGUAUAUUACUGAUAGCCAUCUUCUGGAUCAGCGAGGCCCUGCCCAUAGCCGUCACUGCGCUCCUGCCCCUGGUGUUGUUCCCGAUGUUGGGGGUCGCUGAAGCAAAGUCCAUAGCCGGAAAUUAUGUCAACAACACAUCAAUGCUCUUUGUUGGUGGACUGAUUGUUGCCAUUUCUAUAGAAACUUGGAAUUUGCACAAAAGAAUUGCCUUGCAUACACUCCUUAUAUUUGGAACAGAACCUAAAAGGUUACUGUUUGGUCUGAUGUUCACCACAUGGUUCCUAUCCAUGUGGAUUAGUAACACCGCCACAACUUCCAUGAUGUUACCCAUUGCAGAUGCCAUACUGGAGCAAUUAAAAAAUGCGGAUGUAAAUUUAAAUGACCCUGAUCGUGAAGGAGAAGAACUGGAUAAACUUACUGUUUUAGAAAAGACAGAACGGUCAGUGGGAACAGAUGAGAAGAGUUCUGCUUUAAUGAAAGAAAGCUUCUCUUCCAGGAAUUUUACCAAAGACAAAUCCUACACCAGACUCUGUAAAACCGUUUCUUUAGCCAUUGCUUAUGCUGCCAACACAGGAGGCACUGCUUCCUUAACUGGAACUGGGCCAAAUUUGGUCUUAAAGGGACAGUCAGAUAUGUUAUACCAUGCGGCAGGUUUACCCUCUGUGGUGACAUUCGCUACAUGGAUGAUGUUUGGAUUACCAUUGGCAUUCGUUAACUUGAUUAUAAUAUGGGUUUGGCUAAUUAUCUUUCAACUACAUCGAUGUCGCCUAAAAUCGUGUGUUGGAACCAAAGUCUCAAAGAAUGACACCAAAGUCAGAAAUAUCAUUGAACAGCAACUAAAAGCGCUGGGACCAAUUUCAUUUGCUCAAGUUCUCAUUGGUUUCUGUUUUGUACUCUUGGUUCUGCUCUGGAUCACACGUGACCUGCAGCAGGCUGGAGGCUGGCGACUGCUGUUCAAACCCAAGUACGUGACAGAUGCUACACCUGCCAUCUUUGUGGCCGUUCUUCUGUUCAUUUUGCCAUCCAACAUCUCCUUUUUCACUAGGAAAGGAUACAGACAAGACUUUGGAGAUUGGACACCCAUACUUAACUGGAGAACUGCCGAGAAAAAACUCCCCUGGGGUAUCGUCCUUGUGUUGGGUGGUGGAUUUGCCAUAGCUGAUGUAUCGAGGGUCUCUGGGUUAUCAGCAGAAAUCAGCCGUCAACUGUCAGUUCUUUCAACCAUGAAACCCUGGGUAAUGAGCCUCGUCCUCAGUUUCCUAGUCUCGUUAUUAACAGAAAUAACCAGCAAUGUGGCCACUGCUUCUAUUUUAAUGCCAAUAAUGGAACAAAUGGCCAUUUCUAUGGGUAUGCACCCUCUUUACCUGAUGUUUCCAGCAGCUUUGGCAUGUUCUUUUGCAUUCAUGUUACCCGUGGCAACAGCCCCAAACACAAUUAUAUUUUCCACUGGUCACUUGAAGGUUGUUGAUAUGGUUUCAGCUGGUUUCUUCAUAAAUUUAGUCUGUGUCUUUACGCUGACAUUGGCCGUCCACACAUGGGGCGAAUUAAUAUUCCACUUCAGUGAAGUACCCAGUGCCUUUCUAAUAAAUGCCAACACAACAGUCAACGCCACCACUGCCCUUAAUGGAGGCCACUGAUUGUCAGAAACCCUUUUUUUCAUGGACUUUGUAUUUUGUGUUGCAGACAAGAAAAAGGAUCAGAGAUCAGGGACCAUUUUAUGUUUGAAGAUUCAGAAAUAAAUUUCUAUUUUAAUAUUCACUUCCUGCAUCAGAAUAUACAUACAUACAUGCAUACAUACAUGCAUACAUACAUACACACAUACAUACAUAUAUACAUACAUUACAUACAUACAUACAUACAUACAUACAUACAUACAUAGACACAUUCUUCUCUUUUUUCAGGUUUCAGCUGGUUUCUUCAUAAAUUUAGUCUGUGUCUUUACGCUGACAUUGGCCGUCCACACAUGGGGCGAAUUAAUAUUCCACUUCAGUGAAGUACCCAGUGCCUUUCUAAUAAAUGCCAACACAACAGUCAACGCCACCACUGCCCUUAAUGGAGGCCACUGAUUGUCAGAAACCCUUUUUUUCAUGGACUUUGUAUUUUGUGUUGCAGACAAGAAAAAGGAUCAGAGAUCAGGGACCAUUUUAUGUUUGAAGAUUCAGAAAUAAAUUUCUAUUUUAAUAUUCA
Octopus sinensis (East Asian common octopus) is the source of this 2566-nucleotide messenger RNA. RefSeq names its product solute carrier family 13 member 5-like. Lineage: Eukaryota; Metazoa; Mollusca; Cephalopoda; Octopoda; Octopodidae. Bases 253 to 2016 code for a protein of 587 amino acids. The record is from RefSeq and is a predicted model, not a curated record. Gene Ontology annotation, molecular function: transmembrane transporter activity. The transcript is spliced from 15 exons. Gene Ontology annotation, cellular component: membrane. Gene Ontology annotation, biological process: monoatomic anion transmembrane transport.